Messenger RNA from Lichtheimia ornata, 621 nucleotides. RefSeq lists its product as uncharacterized. The record is from RefSeq and is a predicted model, not a curated record. NCBI's taxonomy places the organism in Eukaryota, Fungi, Mucoromycota, Mucoromycetes, Mucorales, Lichtheimiaceae. The transcript has 2 exons. Bases 1 to 621 code for a protein of 206 amino acids.
AUGACAUUUGCAGUCGGCUAUGAAAUGGAGUCUAUGCCCGGAAGGGUUGUUCCUCCCCCAUUGCUUCAUGACAAGAUCUCAUUGACGAGCUCUGGCAACACAUCACGUUGGGUAUUCUAUGGCACACGUAAACAAAUUAUCGAUUGGAUGCGAGAGCAUGCGAAUCUGGUGGUUGAGUACAACUUGUUCAACGACAAGCAGCACCAUGAGAACCCGCCGACUGAACUUGUGUUUGACUUGCACUACCUGCACGACAGCGAGCAAUCCUAUUACAACUAUGUCAAAUCUUUCUUUGUAAGCGAUUAUGAGCAUGAGCGUGUCAAAGUGGAAAUCAGACCCAAGCUUGACAGCAAGGACCAUGACAUCCAAACCAUGUGCCGGGUCUAUACACGCAGCAGUGUGCGUUUGGGUGAUGUGGUGGACGAGUUGGAACAUCAAUGGCAUCAACCUGCAAGGAGCUACUAUCAACAAGCUGUGGAUGCAUAUAAUGAUAGCCCUGGUCCAUCCCAUGUGCUAAGCUCGGUGGGUCCUUCAUCCAUUCGUGUUGGUCAAGAUCCAAGUGUGCAAGUUGGACGCCCCUCACAACAACAACCAGCAGCAACAGUAACCGAUGAAAAGUGA